Caenorhabditis elegans is the source of this 1362-nucleotide messenger RNA. It is a transcript of the gene F26C11.1, whose product is annotated as Putative acid phosphatase F26C11.1. The record is from RefSeq and is marked reviewed. NCBI's taxonomy places the organism in Eukaryota, Metazoa, Nematoda, Chromadorea, Rhabditida, Rhabditidae. The coding region runs from base 8 to 1315 and encodes 435 amino acids. The transcript is spliced from 8 exons. Gene Ontology annotation, molecular function: acid phosphatase activity.
GAAAAAAAUGAACAAACUAUUAAUUUUUAUCAUGUUGGUUACUUUUUUGGCAAUCGAGAAGAGUUUCAUGUCAGAAGUAGACAACAUGAAGUUGGAAUUCGUGCAAACUAUUUGGCGGCAUGGAGAUCGUUCCGCGCUAGAAGGAUUAUUCCCGAUUUCCGAAAAGAAUUGGACGUUUGGUGGGGGAGGGCUCGGUGAAUUAACCCCUAUGGGAAUGUCGGAGAUGAAUAAUUUGGGAACUAUUUUCCGACGGAGAUAUGUAGAAGAUCAGCAGUUUUUGAGUCAUCGAUAUGCAGCAAAGGAGAUUUACAUUCGCUCCACAAAUUUAAACCGUACCAUCAUCUCUGCCAUGUCUCUGCUGUAUGGUAUGUUCCCACCUGGCGCGUGGAACAUUCAAGGCGUUGAUUACCCGAACGAUGUCGACUGGCAACAAGGCUUCACGUUUAUACCUGUACAUGUAGAUGGAAUUGAUCAAUGUGCAGUUGCUCAACUCUGUAAUUGUCGUAGAUUUCAAGAGCUUCAAGAAAAAUGGGCAGAACUCGACGAAGUGAAGAACGCUACCGUCGCAAUGAUUGCUUUGAACCGUCGUGUUGCUGCAUUUUACAAUGUAACUGAUCAACCAGAAAAGUUCAAUAGAUAUACUGACGCAUGGAAAUGUCAAAGAAAUUGGUUCAACGAUACUAUGUAUCAACAACUUCCAUGGUAUAAUGAGGACUUGUACAAUGAAGCCCAGCGAACAUAUGCGCCUUUUAAGAGGUUUACAGAAGGAAAUUUUGCCAAGCCAUCAAUUGUUGAUGGAAUAGACAUUCCGCAAGAAGUGAGCACACUACAAGGUGGUCCUUUGCUCAAUGAAAUCUUCGAAAGAGGUCGUGAAAAAAUUCGAUGCGUGGCAGAUGCAGAAAAUUGUUCGAUCGACUACUUGAAGCCACUGAAGUUUUAUGCAUAUUCUUCGCACGAUCAACUUGUGUAUGCUCUUCUCGUCACUCUUGGCAUUACAGAUGUUGUGAAAACUGUGGACGGAUGGCCUGACACCUCCUCAUCACUGACCAUCGAAUACUACAGUAACCCCGGCAAUCAGUCAUCUGUAAAAUUUCUAUAUCGCGAUAAUUCCAAUGACAAUUUUUCCGACGUGACAAGCCAAAUUCCAGUGUGCAAUGGAGCCCAGUAUUGCGCCAUGUCUGAUUUUCAGAAUAUUGCUUACCAAUUCAAACCGUUACCAGAUUAUAUGACGCUCUGCGAGACGUCACUGUCAUCAAUAUCUUCAGUUCUCAACAAUAAAAUAUGGGUUUUUGUAAUAAUUUAUUUUUUGAUAUAAAAGUAUUUAUGUAAUUGGCUAAAACUAAAAUAAAAAGGACUAAUAAA